Messenger RNA from Thermochaetoides thermophila DSM 1495, 717 nucleotides. RefSeq lists its product as uncharacterized. The record is from RefSeq and is a predicted model, not a curated record. The transcript is spliced from 2 exons. Lineage: Eukaryota; Fungi; Ascomycota; Sordariomycetes; Sordariales; Chaetomiaceae. The coding region runs from base 1 to 717 and encodes 238 amino acids.
AUGUUCCAUGCUGUUGCCGCACUGUACAAGGAUAUAGGGGUCUUCGUUAUUGUUGAUGCGCUGGACGAGUGCCAAAUGAGAGACAAUGUUCGUUUCAAGUUCAGUGAGACGCUUCUGCGCCUUCAUGCCAGGGGAACUAAUAUCAACCUCCUGGCCACGUCUCGCCCUGUACCUGAUAUUGUGGAAGCCUUUGAUGGGCACUCCCGCCUCGAGAUCGUGGCCCAAAAGGACGACAUCGAGCGAUACAUACGCAAUCGGAUGCCCACUUUGCGCGCGGUUUCAAAGUGCCCGGACCUCCAACAUGAACUCAUCAUCUGUAUUGCCAGUGUCGCAGAUGGCAUGUUCCUACUCUCUCACCUCUUCUUCGAGUCUUUGAAGGAUAAAGUUAGCGCAAAACUUAUCCGUGAAACAUUGAAGGAGCUUCAAAAUGAUUCACAAGAAAAGGAGCCAAAGCUUGCCCUAUUACGCCGGGCAUAUGACAAGGCAAUGGAGCGAAUCAAUGAACAACCAGCUGGAUUCAAGGCGCUUGCCAACCAUGUGCUAUCUUGGAUCAUCUGCGCUAAACGUCCUCUCAAAACGAUAGAGGUUCAGUAUGCAUGGGCUGUCAAGGACAGUGAGGAUGACGAGCUUGAUAUAACCGCGAUUCCGGAUGUCGAAGACAUGCUUUCGGCAUGCUGCGGACACGUUGUCAUUGACAAAGAAAGCGAAAUCAUUUGA